This is a messenger RNA of Zasmidium cellare ATCC 36951, 1863 nucleotides long. RefSeq lists its product as uncharacterized. Gene Ontology annotation, molecular function: transmembrane transporter activity. The coding region runs from base 1 to 1863 and encodes 620 amino acids. Gene Ontology annotation, biological process: transmembrane transport. Gene Ontology annotation, cellular component: membrane. The transcript has 8 exons. Lineage: Eukaryota; Fungi; Ascomycota; Dothideomycetes; Mycosphaerellales; Mycosphaerellaceae. The record is from RefSeq and is a predicted model, not a curated record.
AUGGAGAACAAACCGCAUACUGGCGACUCCAGCCCAGACUUCGAGCAUGUCGAAUCUGUACCCUCUGGCCAGCACAUCAAUGAUCCGUCUUAUGUCGACCACCGUGCAGACGAUGAUCGAGCAGACGAGGCCAAGGGUCGUAACUCGGACAAGAUUGACAAGAGCUACUGGCUUUCAAUCAACUUCAUUGGCACCAUGUUUGCGGUGGGAAUGGCGUUCAUGGGCGGAAUUGGAGGCUACGGUUUGAUCGCGCCAGUGCUCAGCCAAAUCAACGAGGAAAUAGGUCCAGAUCCUAAUAUCAAUUGGGUGCCGUUGGUGAACUUGGCUGGUGGUGCUAUCUUCUUCUUGAUGGUUGGCCAAUUGUCGGAUAUCUUUGGCAGGAGAUGGUUCUUUAUCAUCGGCUCCGUAAUCGCUUUGAUCGGCUCUAUUAUUGGCGCUACUGCUAAAGAUGUGAACACUCUCAUUGCAGCUGAGGUGUUUAUUGGAAUUGCAGUGGCCUUCCAGCAGUCAUUCUUCUGGGUUGUUGCUGAGCUCGUGCCGAUGAAAUGGAGAUAUAUGGCAAACUCCUACUGCUAUUUGAUGACUACGCCGACGAGCCCUUUGGCUGCAAGAGUAGCGUAUAGCUUUCAAACAUACCCUGGCAAAUGGCGGAAUAGCUUCUAUUUCCUCAUCGCCAUCAACGCCACGAGUGCGAUUUCCUGGUACCUGUUCUACCACCCACCGACUUUUAGCAUGCUGCACAGGAAGAAGCUCGCACGGGACUUGUUUGUUCACUUCGACUGGAUUGGUCUCAUCCUGUACAGCGGCGGCCUGUGCAUUUUGAUCUUCGGCUUGAAUUGGGGUGGUGUUCUCUACCCCUGGGACUCGCCUAAUGUCAUUGCUACCAUGGUCAUUGGAGGCGUCACGCUCUUCGGUCUCCUGCCAGCCUACGAAAUCUUCGUCUCCAAGAGAGGCAAGGAGCCGUACCUACCUCUGCACCUGUUCAAGAAUAUUCGGUUCCAGUCGGCUGCUUGGAAUACCGGGAUUGGCGCCUGUGUCUAUUAUGGUGGUGCCAUCGUCUUUCCCCAGGUCGUCACAACCCUCUACUAUGGAUGUGGCCUUAUCAGCGAGUACGACGUGGGAACGCUUGCGGGACUUAUCAACAUGUCCUUCGUCUUCGCGCAGAUGUGCCACGGCUUCGUCGUUUACAUCUUCGGCCCUAAAUGGUCCAUGAUCGGAUCGGCUAUCAUAGCAUGCGCACUCAUCACGGCCUGUGCGACCGACCUGGACAAUAAAUCCUUGACACUGGGCUUGAUUAUCCCCGGAUCUUUUUCCAUCGGUAUCGUAGAGUCAGUUUCCAUCACGACCUCGACCUUUCCACUUCGCUCGCAGGAGGAGAUAGGACAAGGCGGUGGACUCUCUGGGAGCACAAGGAACUUCACUUCUGCCGUCGCCGUCGCCGUCUUCACUGCAACCCUGGGCAACCGCCUCUUGUCGACUAUACCCGCGAAUGUAUAUCCAGUGGCGCGAAGCCUUGGUCUGCCAGAAGGCUCCUUCAUGGCACUCUCAAUGGCACUGCAAGGCAAGGGUUCUUACAGUGCUGUGCCUGGCUUGACUCCAGACAUCCAAGCCGCCGUUCAAGAGCCCUACCGAGUUGCCUUCAAACAAGCAGCACAAACGGUCUUCUUGGUCACUCUCGCUUUUACCGGUACAGCCAUCAUCUUGGCUCUAUUCACGACCGAAAACGAUAAGAGCACGGAACAUUACGUUGCGGGUAACGUUCACAAGAUGAAGGAUGAGAAGACGUUCGCGCAGACACAUGGACGUAAAGAUUCCGCCACGGAUGCGCAGGCAAUCGAGCAUACUGAGAAUAAGAUGGGCUAG